UGAUGACGUGCAGACAUUCCAAACGCCUUUUGAAAACAUGGCGUCCAAGUGUAGCCUCUCCACUCUGUUUCCCAUUCAGAGUCAGCUUGAUUGUGACCUAGAAAACGCCACUACGCAAGAAGAAAAAGAGGAACUUGUUCACCAGUUUUUGGAAAGGGUAGACGAGAGGGAAGACACGAAGAUUCCUGAUUUCCAAACAGGCUUAGAGUGGCUGAACACAGAUGCGCCGCUGUCUCUAAAUAAGGAUCUGGCCGGGAAAGUGGUGCUGCUGGAUUUCUUCACUUACUGCUGCAUCAACUGCAUGCAUAUCCUCCCUGACCUGCACCAAUUGGAGAAGAGACACUCAACUCAAGAUGGGUUGGUUAUUAUCGGCGUGCACUCUGCAAAAUUCCCCAACGAAAAGAUCCUGGAUAAUAUCCGCAGCGCUGUCCUUCGCUACAACAUCUGCCACCCUGUGGUGAACGACGGAGAGGCCAGCCUUUGGCACGAGCUGGAGGUCUCCUGCUGGCCGACUCUAGUUCUACUCGGACCGCGAGGCAAUUUGCUGUUCUCCCUCGUGGGCGAAGGCCACAGCGAGAAGCUGACUCUCUUCACUGACGCCGCCCUUCGAUUUUAUGGAGGGAAAGGCCAGUUGAAGGCUCACGCUUUGAAGAUUAGGCUGUACAAGGAUUCUUUGGCGUGCAGCAUCCUGUCCUUCCCUGGGAAGGUGGCCAUCGACAAGAGCACCCAAAGGCUGGUCAUCGCAGACACGGGACAUCACCGAAUCCUAGUGGUGUCUUCUGCUGGACAGCUGCUGCAUGUCAUAGGAGGACCUGCAAGUGGCAGGAAAGACGGCAGUUUGUCCGAAGCCUCCUUCAACUCCCCUCAGGGCGUCGCGUUCAAAGGAGACGCCGUGUACGUGGCCGACACAGAAAACCACCUGAUUCGAAAGAUCGAUCUAUCUGGAGGAAGAGUCAGCACCAUAGCGGGCGCUGGUGUUCAGGGCACAGACAGAGAGGGCGGGGCCGUGGGAGUUCAGCAGCCAAUCAGCUCCCCCUGGGACGUGACGCUCGGCACUGCCGGUGGGGAGGAAGACAACGUGCUGUGGAUAGCCAUGGCAGGGACCCACCAGAUCUGGGCUUUGUUCCUGGCAGAUGGAAAACUGCCAAAAGGAGGCGAGUUUAAGGCAGGGGUGUGCGUGCGAUGGGCAGGCAGCGGCAGCGAAGAGAACAGGAACAACUCCUAUCCUCACAAAGCCGGCUUUGCGCAGCCGUCCGGUUUGGCUUUGGCCACAGAGGAGCCCUGGAACUGCCUUUAUGUGGCCGACAGCGAGAGCAGCACCAUCCGCUCGUUGGCUCUGAAGGACGGAGCUGUGAAGCUGCUGGUUGGAGGAGAGAGGGACCCGCUGAACCUUUUUGCUUUUGGGGAUGCAGACGGCAAAGGGGUGGAAGCCAAACUGCAGCAUCCUCUCGGUGUGGCUUGGUCUCCUCGACAAAGCUUGCUUUAUGUGGCGGACUCCUACAACCACAAGAUCAAGGUGGUGGAUCCGAAGACAAAGGUUUGCAGCACGCUAGCAGGGACCGGAGAGGCCGGAGAUUCCUUGGGUCCAGAAUUGACUGAAUCCUGCUUUAAUGAACCUGGAGGAAUCUGCGUUGGCGGUGAGGGGAAGCUGCUUUAUGUGGCAGACACCAACAACCAUCAAAUAAAAGUUCUGGACCUGCUCUCCAAGACCGUCUCUGUGUUUCCGGUCUCCUCUGAGGUCACUGACUCCACUGUGUCAAAGCCUUUGGGUCGUACCAAAGCUCCCCCGCUACCCAAAUCCGCCGCCAGGAAAGAAAUGCCACCGGUGGAAGUGUCUGCUGGCCAGACUGUCACCAUGUCACUCACAUUAUCACUUCCAGAAGGAGCCAAACUGACCGAAGAGGCACCCAGCUGCUGGGUUCUCUCGGCUGAAGGUGACGAGUGGCUGCUGGACGGUCAGGUGACGACAGGUGAGGUUGUGGAUCUCUCUCAGCCCAUCAACAUCUCGACCAGACUUCCAGCGGCAGAGACGGAGUGGAAAAACAACAAGCCCUGCCUCACGUUGGGAGUGUGGGUGUUCUAUUGUUUGGAGGCAGGCAAAGCCUGCAUGAUGAAAGCGGCCUCGUUUAGCCAGCCUCUUCACAUAAACAGCCAUUCUGGAGAGAAGCAGGUCACCGUGGCGAUUGCCCACACUUUUUAAAAGCACUAACUGCCUUUAGAAUCCACACUUUGGGGCAUCAGUGGGAAAAAGAUGUUUAUUCGUUGCCUUAAACAUGAGAUUGUUGUUUGUGAGAGACUGGCUUUUUAUAGAAAAACUAGAUUUUCUGGAGAAUUUCAUUUCGGACGACUCUGAUGUUCUUCCUGUCAGACAUGAUGGAUCGGGGCUGCAAACUUCCCGACUGGGCGGCAUGCAUUGAGAGGAGUUUACUGCAUACAGCAACACACCAUGAGAAGUACAGGUUUAGAAUUAAUCCAAUUUGGAAAGCUUAGAACAAUUGAUUGAUUUGCCUUUUACGUCAACCCUUCAGUUUUGGGGGGAAAAAAACAAACAAACCACGGAUGCAUUUUUCACAUGCAUCAGACUGAGAAAUAAAAAUUCAAGAUUUGAAAUAAGAUUUAAUUUUAGGACUGAAACCAGCGCACAACCUUUAUAAGGAUCUAACGCCAGAAAUCUUCAAUGUCAUGUCCAAUGGAAGCAAUAUCAGGUAGAAAAGGGGCAAACGUGAGACUUUUUGCCCAAUAGAACAGGUUCAGGAGACCACAUCUAUGCAAAAGAACCGCUUUAUUGCCAUUAUGAUGUUCCAAGUGCUUAAAAAGAUGCUUUUUCUCCUUUCAAAUCCAUGUGUAGCACUGGUUGGAGUGUCUUCCUUCAAGCCCAGCUUUCAUAAAUACUCGUGUCUCUGCAGCGUGAGCUGUUUACCAAGCCGCACUGGCCCAGAGCUUUGUCCUGCGCCUCCUCCCUCAUUAUUGCCGCUGAUACUUACGAUUACAAAUAUUUGCAACACAAGGAGGCCCUUUGAUUCGGACCAUAAAUACGUCUGUUAUCUGUUAAAUAAAGUGCUUGUUUGCGAUAAGAGACAGCAGCGUGAACCGAUGACACCGGCGGACUUGCUGCUUGCUCCACACACCGUCGGGUAUGAAAAACAGAGCUUCCUUCUCUCUUUAUUAUUUUUUUCUUUUUGGCUAUCAAGCCUCACAAAGGAUAUGAAAGAAACACUGCUGCGUUGCAUUGUGGGUCCCAUUAUGUAACAUAAUGCGAUAUGGCAGCUGUUGAUCCAUGUUUUUCCCAUAUUGAUUUUCAAGGUGUACGAAAGGGCCGCGCUUUGAUUCCUGUGUCCCCGUAAUUGUCCCGCUGCUUUUAUUUACUUCUUAUCGUUUGGGUCCCGGUGCCUUGAAACUGAAGGAUGAUGCAAACCGAUGACACUUAUGCUGUGUGUCUGACACCAAAAAUACUUGUUUUUUUUUAAUCCUUCUAUUCCCACAAGUUAUUUAUUCAAAAUGAAGUAUUUUCAGAGUUCUGCUAUCCCUCUGGCAUUUUUUAAUGAACUGUAAUGAGCUCGAAAGGCAUUAAAGCUCCUAAAACGGUUUGCUUUUCUUUGCAUCUUCAAGGGAAUUCUUGAAGCAAUAAAAUAUUUUAACAAGUUUUUCAUCAGUGAUGAACAGAUUCCCCUUGCUUUUCUUGUUUUCAGCCUUUGACAGAUGGAGUCUUUCAUCCAUUGAUAAACUAAUAAACUUGAAGAUAAAUUGCAGAUCAAAUGGGUUCUUUUGUUCCUUUUCUACAUGCUUACUUUUUGUUUAAAUAAAACUUGAGGACAAGCCUGUGUCAAACUAAUU
Messenger RNA from Oryzias latipes (Japanese medaka), 3834 nucleotides. RefSeq names its product NHL repeat containing 2 (gene nhlrc2). Gene Ontology annotation, molecular function: protein binding. The record is from RefSeq and is a predicted model, not a curated record. Lineage: Eukaryota; Metazoa; Chordata; Actinopteri; Beloniformes; Adrianichthyidae.